CGUCCAUCCCCUCCCCAACACCACCUCUGCUGCUGCCUCUGGCUGUGGACCUGCACCUCUUCUCCAUCCUCGCCAGGCCCGGAGAGUGGGGUUAGCCUGGAUGAGAGUGUGCCCCUAACCUGAGGCCCUCCCAGGCCAUGGCUCAUGUGUUCCCAGGGAGGAGUCCAGGACCCUGAGCAUCUGCUAGAAGCUUGGCAGAGGCCCCGCUGGGACCGUGUCUUCUGAGGACAAAAGGCUGCGGCCAGCAGGCAGACUGGGUGGGGGGUGGGGGGGGUGGGGGAACCGGUAGCUAAGCAGGCAGAACAGUAGCGGAGCCAGCGCUGGCCCCCUCCCAGACUGGCGGUGGCAUGAAGAUGGGGGUGGGAGUGUGUAGUGGGAGAAGCACCUACCAGGACCCCCACCUGCCCACUACUUGGGCAUCCCAAAGCUGUGUGCUGCCCACCUGGUGUUCCCCAAAAUCUCCAGCUCUACCAAGUGCACCCCUCUGGCACCUGCUUCUCUUGCUGCCAGCGAUUUAGACCAACCAGGCUGUAUCCACGGCAACAGAAGCAGGAGUGUCACUGGCUGCCAGAUCACUGAGGGUCCCACAAUGUGGCCUGGGCUGUGGUUUAUCCGGGAUGACACAGAGUGAGCCUCCUUCCUGAAUUCCAAGACAGUCCUGCUAAGAAAACCCAGUCUCUACCUACAGGUAACAUACUUUUGCUCACUCACCCUGGAAGAUGUGUCCCAGCUAGUGGGAGGAAGCUGCUAUAGGAAUAGAGGAAGAUACCCAUAUUGUGUUUGGGACCUCCAGAUCUAUGACACAGUAGCCAGAGGUCCCUGUAUCUGGAGGUGCAGGAAAACCUGGUAUAUGGAGAACAUGGAUUCUACUAGGGACACGGCUCCUAACUACUAGCUCGCAACUUUAGUGGAGGUGUAGCUCAGCAAGAAAACUGAUGGAGUCCGCCAGGGCCCAUCAAAUACUGAACUGGCCGAUCCCCUAGGGUUAGGGGUAGCCCUUACCCCUCAGUAUGGCCAACACCACCGGAGAGCCCGAAGAGGUGAGCGGCGCACUGUCCCUGCCAUCAGCAUCGGCUUAUGUGAAGCUGGUGCUGCUGGGACUGAUCAUGUGUGUAAGCCUGGCAGGCAAUGCCAUCUUGUCCCUGCUGGUGCUCAAGGAGCGUGCCCUGCACAAGGCUCCUUACUACUUUCUGCUGGACCUGUGCCUAGCCGAUGGCAUACGCUCUGCCAUCUGCUUCCCCUUUGUACUGGCUUCUGUGCGCCAUGGCUCCUCGUGGACCUUCAGUGCACUCAGCUGUAAGAUUGUGGCCUUUAUGGCUGUGCUCUUUUGCUUCCAUGCGGCCUUCAUGCUGUUCUGCAUCAGCGUCACCCGCUACAUGGCCAUCGCCCACCACCGCUUCUAUGCCAAGCGCAUGACACUCUGGACAUGCGCAGCUGUCAUCUGCAUGGCCUGGACCUUGUCUGUGGCCAUGGCUUUCCCACCUGUCUUUGAUGUGGGCACCUACAAGUUUAUCCGAGAGGAGGACCAGUGCAUCUUUGAGCAUCGCUACUUCAAAGCAAAUGACACUCUGGGCUUUAUGCUUAUGUUGGCUGUGCUCAUGGCAGCCACACAUGCUGUCUAUGGCAAGCUGCUACUCUUCGAGUAUCGUCACCGCAAGAUGAAGCCAGUGCAGAUGGUGCCCGCCAUCAGCCAAAACUGGACAUUCCAUGGCCCUGGGGCUACCGGCCAGGCUGCUGCCAACUGGAUCGCUGGCUUUGGCCGUGGGCCCAUGCCACCAACUCUGCUGGGUAUCCGGCAGAAUGGGCAUGCAGCUAGCCGGCGGCUACUGGGCAUGGACGAGGUCAAGGGUGAAAAGCAGCUGGGCCGAAUGUUCUACGCGAUUACACUGCUCUUCCUGCUCCUCUGGUCACCAUACAUUGUGGCCUGCUACUGGCGAGUGUUUGUGAAAGCCUGCGCUGUGCCCCACCGCUACCUGGCCACUGCUGUUUGGAUGAGCUUCGCCCAGGCUGCUGUCAACCCAAUCGUCUGCUUCCUGCUUAACAAGGACCUCAAGAAGUGCCUGAGGACUCAUGCCCCUUGCUGGGGCACAGGAGGUGCCCCAGCUCCCAGAGAACCCUACUGUGUCAUGUGAAGCAAGCCAGUAGGUGAUAGGCAGGGGGAAAGUCAUGAUCACCAUACUGGGGCCAACAGGGGAAGGGUGGGACCCAUACAGAAGCCUUUUUUUUUUUUUUUUGAGCUUCAGUCCAGGCUCUCAAACUAUCCAUAACUGAGGCAUUUUGCCAACACCUCGCUAGGGUUGGAAACGGGGUGAAGAACUGGAAAAGAGGCAUUUCUAGUUUUGUGGGGCGUGUCCCGCAGCCUCUCCACUUCUACAAUCUCCUUUUCCCAUGCCUUCCCUUCCUUCCCUUCCCUUUCCCUUUCCCUUCUCCUAUCUUUCUAAAAUAACAAUUCAGUAAAUGAAAACAAACUGAAAAUGCAGGGUUUUUAAUAAUAACAGCUGAGGAAACAGGCUUUCUUGCUUAAAAUGUCCCCCCUUUUGACACUGUCAAGAAAUGGGAAAUUUCUACUGUAAAAUAGAUUCCCAGAGAUCUUAUUGCCCCCUGGGCUCCCAUUUACCCUCCCCUUCUAAAUCCUUUAGCAAGACUUGGAUGUUUAGGAAAUAUUGACUUAAGUCUUCAGACAAGAGGGACCAAAUAGGGUGCUGUAUUCCUUGGGAGCAAGGAUGUUUAAAUUGCUAUGUUGUGUGCAAUGUUGUUUUUGGCUAACCUUGAUCCAAAGCCCGAUCUCCAACCCCUCCCUACCAUGUCCAUACUUUGAAGGUGUUUCUUGAGGCUCUGUUUGAGAAGACAAGAGCAUACAAAGAAGGGCCUCCAUGAUGUGCCCAGGCUAGAUGAAGUGCAGAAUGAGAGAUGUGCUCCUCAACCAAAAUAUACCAAACUUAGCUACAUUCACUCAAGCUUCCUCUUGACUCCCCUAACCUUUCCACCUAGGAAUAUAUAUCCACUUUAGUCCCCACUAGGGAUGAUGUGGGUAUAUGCUGACAGGAAAAGUCAUCCAUGGAAGUAUAGGGAGAUAGUUGAACUCUCCAGAGGAGCUAGAGUCCAGACUGUGAGGUCAGAGCUAAAUUCAACCCCACAACUGUCUCUUGGGUUCACACUACUCCCCCCAAAGUGAAAAUUUCUUUGGGGGCCUUGGUCACCAAUAGUUAUCCAGACUUCAAGGCACUGUGGAUUUGAAUCCAUUCCUGCUUGACCUCUUCUUUUUGUCCCUUCCUAACUUCACAGUCCUUGAGCCCCUCCUUGGUUGGGCCCCAAGCAUCGUUCCCAGAAGUUUUUCUUUCUCCAUCCACUCCUACCAAUGUCCAAAGUGGAGCAGACUACACCCAAAUUGCAAAGCUGGAAGGUCUCAAGCCUUUUCUCCAUGGACAGAGACCAACUUCAAGGCCAGUUCUAUAGACUGGUGAACCAAGUUGGAAUUCUUUGCCUAAGUUUGGGACAGUGGUGUCUCCAUCCCUUUUCCUUCCUUAUAAGCUCCUGUCAGAAACUCCACCUCUACCCCAAGAUAGGCACUGAACUGAGGAAGUCUUGACCCAAAAGCAAUGAAGGGGGCACUCUAGGCAGAAGAGAUAUUGUGACCCUGGUUGUGGAGUGGCCCUGGAAAAGCGAGCCAGAGGAGCUAAGAGGCUGGGAACAUGUGUUUGGGGUGGGGCUAUUCUCUCAGUGAUGAUGAUAGGAAUGCCUUUCUGAGGGCUGGGGUGCAAAGACCAAGGUGGGAGGGCAAAUAGGGUAGACUCGGGAGGGUUUUCCUCCAUUUCCCUUUUCUAACUGCCUGGAUUCAUCAUUGGAUUUUGUAAAUGGAAAAAGUGAAAUGAACAAUGUUAUAUUGGAUGUUCUCUCUCUCUCUCUCUCUCUCUCUCUCUCUCUCUCUCUCUCUCUGUGUGUGUGUGUGUGUGUGUGUGUGUACGUGUGUGUGCCCACGCACACACAUGCGCCCCUGCACACAUCUUUGUCUAUGUCUUCUAUCUGUGUAUGAUCACGUGGGGAGGUAUGAUUGAAUGAGAUAGUGUGUGUCUGUGUGACUUUGUGUGGGUAAGAACCCCUGAGGAAAACUUGCCUAGUGCACAGAUGUGAGCAAAUACAUAUAUGUGAAGAAAUAAAGUACAACACACACACACACACACACACACACACACACUGGAGAGGAGACAAAACUUAGUAUGUGCCUGCAGCAGGAAAUAGAGUGCUUAGGAGAUGGAACCUGAAAUUUUUUAUGUAUGUAUGUGUCAAGAGAGUCAACUCCCAUCUCAUAAGGUUGUCUUCCCUUGGCCCAGCUUCUGAGCACCAGGUAAGGAGAGAAUACUUUAGAACUCCAUCUCUUCCCAGUGUCUGGAGAUUCAGUCCUCACCCAAAAUUCAAACAAGGUAUUUCUUAAAUUGGACCAUCAUGGAAAUAGGAACUGGGAAUGGAGGAGGAGUCAAACAUGAAGGUAAUGGGGUUAAGAAAUGGCCCCCUGCAAUGUAAUGGCUUUUAGAGGAACUGCUCAGCCUAAACUGGAAGUUCUUCUUAAGGUUCCACUGUAUACAGCUGGGACUUUGUUCAGCUUUGACUAAAUUCAGAAGGAAAGAUGGCAUAAAAAAAAAAAAGCCCGAGUCUAGGGGUCUACCCAACUGGCCUACUCCCUAGGCACUCAAUUAAUUUACUAUUUAUUUAUUUAUUCCUUCAGGUGCACAGAAUUGAACUGACCCUAUUCCUCAGUUCUUAGCAUACUAUAUCAUCAUUGGUCCAUGCAAGGUCCUGUUAUUAUUUUGCUUUGUCCCCUUCAUCACCCAUCCCUGAUCCCAUCCUUCCCAAUCCCACAUAGGCACCACUCUUAUGUACUUAAUGUGUGUCCUUCCAAACCACCGUUCAUGUGUUUAUUUACUUAUGUGUAUCUGUGGAAAAUAUAUGAUAUUGAUGUGUUUUAAUUUACAUAAACAGUAUUGUACU
Rattus norvegicus (Norway rat) is the source of this 4986-nucleotide messenger RNA. RefSeq names its product G-protein coupled receptor 173 (gene Gpr173). NCBI's taxonomy places the organism in Eukaryota, Metazoa, Chordata, Mammalia, Rodentia, Muridae. Gene Ontology annotation, biological process: cellular response to gonadotropin-releasing hormone; G protein-coupled receptor signaling pathway. The record is from RefSeq and is marked validated. Gene Ontology annotation, molecular function: G protein-coupled receptor activity. Gene Ontology annotation, cellular component: plasma membrane; membrane.